Chrysochloris asiatica (Cape golden mole) is the source of this 1929-nucleotide messenger RNA. RefSeq names its product RAD17 homolog (S. pombe) (gene RAD17). Gene Ontology annotation, biological process: mitotic DNA replication checkpoint signaling; DNA repair; DNA damage checkpoint signaling. The record is from RefSeq and is a predicted model, not a curated record. The coding region runs from base 1 to 1929 and encodes 642 amino acids. The transcript is spliced from 15 exons. NCBI's taxonomy places the organism in Eukaryota, Metazoa, Chordata, Mammalia, Afrosoricida, Chrysochloridae. Gene Ontology annotation, molecular function: chromatin binding; DNA clamp loader activity. Gene Ontology annotation, cellular component: Rad17 RFC-like complex; nucleus.
AUGUCAAAAACUUUCCUUAGACCAAAGCUGUCUUCUGCAAAGGUAGCAGACUGGGUAGACCCAUCAUUUGAUGAUUUUUCAGAGGAUACAGACAUCUCUACUAUUACUGCCUCAUCCUUAGGUGUGAAUAACUCAAGCUAUAGAAGAAAAUAUGUGCCUUCUACAAUAGAAAAUAGCAGAUUUGCAGCUAGAAAAAGAGGAAAGCUGUCGUCCUUAGAACAGAUUUGUGGCAUAGAAAAUUCAAAAGACUAUCUUCCUGAAAAUGAACCAUGGGUGGAUAAAUAUAAGCCAGAAACUCAGCAUGAACUUGCUGUGCAUAAAAAGAAAAUUGAAGAAGUUGAAACCUGGUUGAAAGCUCAAGUAUUAGAAAGGCAACCAAAACAGGGUGGAUCUAUUUUAUUAAUAACAGGUCCUCCUGGAUGUGGAAAGACAGCAACUUUAAAAAUAUUAUCAAAGGAGCAUGGUAUUCAAGUACAAGAGUGGAUUAAUCCAGUCUUACCAGAUUUCCGAAAAGAUGAUUUCAAGGAGCUAUUGAAUCCUGAAUCAAGCCUCCAUAUUUAUCCUUAUCAGUCUCAGAUGGCAGUUUUUAAAGAGUUUCUGUUAAGAGCAACUAAGUAUAACAAACUGCAAAUGCUUGGCGACGAUAUGAGAACCGAUAAGAAGAUUAUUCUUGUUGAAGAUAUACCUAACCAGUUUUAUCGAGAUUCUCAGACUUUGCAUGAAGUUCUAAGGAAGUAUGUCCAGACUGGUCGAUGUCCUCUUAUAUUUAUAAUAUCUGACAGUCUCAGUGGCGAUAAUAAUCAUAGGCUACUAUUUCCCAAAGAAAUUCAAGAAGAGUGUUCAAUAUCAGCUAUCAGUUUCAACCCUGUGGCACCAACAAUUAUGAUGAAAUUUCUUAAUCGAAUAAUGACAUUAGAAACUAAUGAGUAUGGAGGAAAAACCACAACUCCAGAUAAAGCUGCUCUAGAGUUGCUGUGUCAAGGAUGUUCUGGUGAUAUCAGAAGUGCAAUAAACAGCCUCCAGUUUUCUUUUUUAAAGGGAGAGAACAAAGUUUGGCCAAGGAAAAAAGGAGUGUCUUCUUUGAAACUGGAUGAUGUGCCGUCAAAAACAAAACAAAGGAAAAAGCCUGGCAGGGUAUUUGAAAAUCAAGAAAUCCAAGCUAUUGGUGGCAAAGAUGUUUCCCUCUUUCUCUUCAGAGCGUUGGGGAAAAUACUGUAUUGUAAAAGAGAAUUAUUUAAUUUAUAUCUUCACCAAAACUACGUAGAUUUCUUUGUGGACAUAGAUGAUCUUGUGAGAGCCAGUGAAUUUCUGAGUUUUGCAGAUAUCCUCAGUGGUGACUGGAAUACACGGUCUUUCCUCAGGGAAUAUAGUACAUCUAUAGCUACAAGAGGUGUGAUACAUUCCAACAAAUCCCGAGGAUUCGCUCACAGCCAGGCAGGAGGAUCAAGUUUUCGACCUUUGCACAAACCCCAGUGGUUUCUAAUAAAUAAAAAGUAUCGAGAGAAUUGCCUGGCAGCAAAAGCACUUUUUUCUGACUUCUGCUUACCAGCUUUAUGCCUCCAAACCCAGUUGUUGCCAUAUCUUGCUCUGCUCACUAUCCCAAUGAGAAAUCAAGCACAAAUUUCUUUUAUCCAAGAUAUUGGAAGGCUUCCACUAAAGCGACACUUCGGAAGAUUGAAAAUGGAAGCCCUGACCGACAGGGAGCAUGGAAUGAUAGACCUCGACAGCGGAGAUGAAGUCCAGCUUAAUGGAGGGCAGCCUGCAGAGGAAGCUCUGGGUGAACUCCCUCAGACCUCGGAGCCUAAAGCCUGGUCUAUUCCUCUGAGUCAGAGCAGUGGGAGUGAACUGCCUGCUAGCCAGCCUCAGGCCUUUUCUGCCCAAGAAGAUACGGAAGAAGACAUGAUCAUAGAAGACUAUGAGAGUGAUUAG